AUGGCAAGCAAAUAUCGUAAGAAGUUUACUCUACCAGAAAAUGCCUAUAAGAUUCUUGAGGAUUACACAAGAGAAGUCUUAAGAGAUUAGCCCAAGGACAUCUUAGAGUUCAGCUAUUUGUACUUCAAAGCUCUUGAAGAGGGAAAAUUAGAGGAAUUUGAUUAUCAUAGAAAGGGAGAGUCUAUUCCACCCCCUAAGCUUAAACCAUAAGAUUAGCAAAACUUUGAUGGCCAAGGGCCAGAUAUGCAAAAUCAAGGGUAUGAGGGUGAAGAUAACUAAGAAUAUGAUCCAAACCAGCAAGAAGAUGGAAAUGCUUACGAAUAGAACGACUAUGGCAACGAAGGAGAUGAUGAUCAGCAAUAAUAAAGAUUUGUGGAUGAUGAAGGCAAUGAAAUUCCACAAGAGGAAGUAGAAGCAUACUUGCGCGCUCAGCAAGAGUAGAUGCAGUUCUAGGAAGAUGAUCAAAACUAUGGAGAGGAGAAUGAUUACGGCCAGGAAUAGGAUGACAUAGAUCUGGCUAAAUAAAGAAGAAAAACUAGUCCAUUUGGCAAGGAUCAUCCAGAUUACCUUGAUAUGCCAUUUCAAUUCGAAGAUAAUGAUUACGAGUUCCAGACUGAGCAAGUUGACUACAAAUCAUCCAUUGUAGAAGCUAAUCAGAACUCUCUUAAUUCCUUAGCUCAAACAUCCUUGAACCCAACUUAGUCAAAGCCAAGUAUUUAGCAAAAGUAAGGUUAUGACACAGAAACAUUUUACUAAUCCCCAGUAGCUAACUAAUUAAACUUUGACUAUGAGAAUUAUGCUAACUAGAAUGAAAUCGACCGCACUGCAACUCUCAAUAAUCAUAAAUAUAAAUCUAUGUCCACGGAGAAUCUUUCUCAUCAUAAUAAGUAUUAAUCAAGAUAAAAUAAACUUGAUACUAUUCAUGAAAACUCGAAGAAUGAGUCUGUUCAAGUUGAAGAUCAUGAGAAUAGAAUGUUAUUGAAUUAGGAGCCUCUGAAAAGUGAGCCAUUCAGUGAAAAUGGAAGAACAGUGACAUCUGAAUUUGCCUAAAUGUACCUUCAACCCUUAACCAAAGUCUCUUCUUCAAAUGUUAUAGGCUCAAAUCAUAAUAAUACAGAGGAGGAUGAAUUUUUGACUAGUCUUUCAAAUAAAUAUACAACAACUUUAAAUGAAGGGCAAUAAUAACACUACGACGGAGAGGAUGACGAUUAUUUGCUUAUAGAUCAAAAUUAUGACUUAGAUAACACUAGAUUCAGAGAAAAUCUUACAGUUUUGUACCAAAAACGACUUCAAAAUGCUAGUUCUAUGGUUGAAUCUCUAAGUUAGUAAAAAAAUAAAGUCCUGUCAUGGUUGAGAUAUCUUCAAGAUCUUUAGCGGUAACUUUAAUAAAACUAAAUAUAAGCAGAAAAUGAAAUUAGAUUGAAAAAGUAGCAGCUUCUUCUUGAAAUUGAAAGAUUAUAUGAAAGUGCAAUGAGAGAUAUUAACCUUUAAACAAAGAUUAAAGGAGAUUAGAUAGCAGAUAAGAUGCAAGAGGUUAGGGAUUAUUAAGAUUAAGUUGAGCAAACCAUUGAUAUGAUUAAACUAAAGAUCAAAGGCUCCAACCAGUAAAAUUUUGUUCUGAACUACAUAAACACAAUGAGAGAAGGAGAAAAUGUGCUCAGUAAAAACAUAAGGGUAGAUCAUACUUUUGAACAACUUGUAACAGAAUUGAAGAUAAAAGCACCAUUUUUUAACUACUUUAUAAGUUAGAAGAAUCAUAGAGGAGAGCUAGUAAGUGUAAGUAUGAGCUUAAUGAGAGGUGCAUCUAAAGAGAAAUCUUAUGUAAGUCAUCUAAAUGAAACUAAGGGAGGCUAGCAAAGAAAUGCAUCCAGUUAAUUUAGGAAUCAAAAGACUAAUACAAAUGAAUCAAUUGACGGGGACAGAGUAUCAAGUUCAAACAGAGUGCAAAACAGUUUCAUUAAUCCUAAUUCUAAUUCAAAACAAUUCUAAAAGACUCAGCAAGAGUAUUAUACAGGAAAAGAGAAGCAAAUGACAGGAAGAACAGGAAGUAUGACUCAUAUCUAUAAGCUUCCUCCAAGGUAGACUAAGGAAAACAAUAGUAAACUUUCAAAUAAGGAUAAAAAUGUAGAUAUCAGAGAGGAAGUAAAUAAUUAAUCUUAAUUCAGCACUAUUAAUUAAAGGGAGACAUUUACUCCUAAUAAUAAAAAUAAAAAUGAGUCUAAAAUUUGGAAUGUCAACUCAAGUGAAAAGAAAGACAAUCUUAUUUAGGCCAAGCAGAAAAUAUUUGAUAAAAUAGAUGAGCUAGAAAAACUUAUUAAUCAAAAGUCUAUUUCUUAAGAGCCAACUAAUCGCAGAAGAAAAUCUUCCAAUAAAAAGAAAUCUACUAAAUCAAGAGUUGAUUAAAGAUAAAAAGAUUCUCAUUCAAGCGUUGGAGGUAGAUAAUAAUAAGUAGUUCCAUCUCUAUUACUUCCUAAUUCUCAAAAUUAGACUAUUGAAAACACUAAAUAGUACUCUUAAUAGAUCUCAUAUAACUAAGCUAAGCAUAAAUUUUAAUCGGACAACUUUGAGAGCAACAUUAACCCUAUGAUAAAUGUAGAUUCUCGUAUUCAAAAUUUGGAUUCAGUUCCAACUACUAGAAAUCAUAUGAUUUAUUUGUCUCCUCUUCAUUCAGAACCCCUAGAACAAUAAAGUUUUACAAAUUAGGCUGACUAGACCUUUUCUCCAAAUAAAGUCUCUACUCAAAAGAGUUUUAGUUUUAAAUAAGGACUUUCUUCUUAUAAGUCUUCAAAUGCUAAUUCAACAGCUACUUUGAAUAUUACAGAUCUUUAAAAUCAAAAGAUCAGAUUGUAUAUUCCAUUCGGCUAUCCACCUUAUUCUUGCUUCUAUUUGGUACACUUACAUUAAUCAGUAUUAGCUUCGGAUAUCCUUGAGUACCUUUUAAGUCAUUUAAAUAUAGAUUAUGAGAAACAAGGUUUAUACUAAUUAGGCUAUAAAUUAGACUAAAAUUCGCCUGUUAUUUAGUUUUAGCAGUAGGAGAAGCCAAUAAAAACCUUAAUGGAAAGAUUGAUGGGUUAAAAACAAUAAUUUGGGCACACUUUUAAAACUUUUGAUAGUUCAAUUGACAAAAGAUGGCCUCGUAUAUACCUAUUAAAUAAGCAAGAGAAUUUUGAUCUCUGA
This is a messenger RNA of Stylonychia lemnae, 3177 nucleotides long. NCBI's taxonomy places the organism in Eukaryota, Ciliophora, Spirotrichea, Sporadotrichida, Oxytrichidae. The record is from the annotation of a GenBank genome assembly.